AUGCCAAAUGAAAGGAUGAUGAGGUUUAGGGUUUGCGUGAAACCAAUGAGUGACAGCGAAGGUGCUCCAGAGGAGGUCACGAUGGUCGAGGGCCGCGAUGCCGCGGAGAUUGCUCGAAAGCAAGAACGCGACACCGAGAAGAGGAUAGCGUCCGAGGCGAAAUCCAAGAGACGCAAGCGGGACGAGCGUAAUAGAGAGGCAAAGCUAAUGAAAUUGGAGAAGAAAGCGAAGAAGCUGGAAGAAAGAGAAAGGAAAGAAGAAGAUCUUGUCGAGAACGAUUCCGAUCCCGAGGCUGGAGUUUUGGCCAUGAAAAACUCGGGCUUCCUGGACGAGAGCGUUGUCCAGUUCCUCAUAGACAAGGAGCGGAAGGAAGCGACGAAUGUAUGCGAUGCUCAACCGACGGAGUCGAGGCCCAAGCGAAAGACCAAGAAGAAAGUUGCGAGCAUCUCAAUCAAUGACAGAACCAAGCUCGUUGUGCUGAAUGACACCCCGUCUCAUGCACGGAAAGGCUCAGACUUUCUCAAGCAAAGACUUCAAGGGUCACAUAUACAACGUUCCAAUAUCAUGCUCAGACCAAAAUCUCAGAAAAAAAGGUUUUGAAAGGAAAGUCUACAAAAUCAACUGGUAAGCAUCCGCUGGAUUUCAAACAUCUCAAGCACUAGCCAAGCGCCUGUUUCCAGUCUUCUUAAAAUCCGGACAACGUUUAACACCUCUAUACUCAUCACUCUUUGAAUACGUAAGAGCACUGUUUGCAGCUACGUUUCCAGUUUUAUUGUUAAAAUCGUUAAGAAGCUCGCAGCCUAUACACAAGGUACUUUUAUUUGCUCUCGCACAAUUCUCAGGACGGGAUGUACUCUAUAGACAGAGGGAUUUGAGCGCCUGGCUGCGCGAUGGACGUGAAAGUCGACUGGGUGCUGUGAAAAGUAUAGCAUGCCGAGCAUGUCCCGACCACUCUGACCACCGCUCUCACUCCAAAACCACGGUUAUAGUCACUGGUGAGAUUGUAGCUCCUCAAGCACGCGCUGGAGGGGCCAUUGAAAAUCGCCUGGCUAUUUGCUAGAGCCUGGCCUCGGCUCCAUCCACUUCGAGGACAAGGUGUGUAAGCUGGAACACGCAAACAACAUGAACACCCAGAGUUCCCCGGGGCCCUUGGCAAGCAGCAAGCUGCGCAAGGAGAAGAAUUGCUACGGCCAAAACUAGCGCUCGCUCCAUAGAUGUGAGUGACAUAAGUUCGAUUGGUUCGGGUUUUAAACACUCCACCGAGAGUUUGAGUCAAAUUGUACUAGCACAUCAACUUUGAACUUAAGACAAUGUAGUGUAA
Messenger RNA from Selaginella moellendorffii, 1321 nucleotides. RefSeq lists its product as uncharacterized. The record is from RefSeq and is a predicted model, not a curated record. NCBI's taxonomy places the organism in Eukaryota, Viridiplantae, Streptophyta, Lycopodiopsida, Selaginellales, Selaginellaceae. The transcript is spliced from 6 exons. Bases 1 to 600 code for a protein of 199 amino acids.